Messenger RNA from Symbiodinium natans, 918 nucleotides. The record is from the annotation of a GenBank genome assembly. Lineage: Eukaryota; Dinophyceae; Suessiales; Symbiodiniaceae.
AUGGUGUCCAACAUUAACAUAAAUCACUGGACCACGGGUAAAGCGUUGCCCGCCAUGGAUGAAGCACUUGCCCGGCUAUCGGAGUCUCUUCAACAAGAGCUUCAGUCUCGGAUGCAUCCGCUUGUGCAGAAGUUUUUGGCCGAAUCCGUCGAGCUCUGUAGGCAAGUUUGCGCUCAGCAGUUUGCAGAGUUCCAGAAUCAUCAGUCCCAGCUGCAUGUGGCAGCCGAUCCGGUAGUCACGGCUGUAACCGAGGGAAGAGGGCCCACACGUGAGGAAGCUGCGAAGCAAGCAGCGAAGUUGUUGGUUUCUUCUGCAAUCCUGGUUUCAGCCACGGCAGAAUCUGCAUCUGCCAGGGAAGCCGCUGAACCAAGCAAAGCUGCCCCGGCUGCGAGCCCCGCGGCCCAUCCAAAAGCCAUGAUGCCAAAAGCUGCAGCCAAGCCGAAGCAGGUCCCUCCCAAGGCCAAGGCCGAUGCCAGGAAGAGCAUCACCGAGCAGGUCAUGGGCGGAGUGGCUGGCUUGCUGUCAGGCAAGGCCUCAGCACCCAAGGCAGCGCCCAAGGCUGAGCCCAAAGCCGAGCCCAAGGCAGCUCCCAAGCCAGAGCCCAAGGCAGAGCCCAAGGCAGAGCCUAAGCCGGCCAAAGCGAAGGCACCUGAGACCUCGGCGUCACUGGCGGCGCCGAGCAUGCUUAGCUACAUCCGCAAGAGCAUCUCAGGCCCGCCGGCCAAGGUCCCUCAAAGCCCGGCCCCGAAGGGCAAGGCAGAGGCGAAGAAGAGCGCCCCCAAGAUGCCAGAGCACAAGGCCACGGUCAAAGCGCCUGCGAAGCCGAAGCCUCCACCCCCGACCGCCGCUGCGACUGCCGAGUCUGCCGAGUCCGCCGAGGCCAGCGCGGAAGUUCUGGGGGACUUGGAAACAUUCUAA